Drosophila nasuta is the source of this 1561-nucleotide messenger RNA. RefSeq names its product lactosylceramide 4-alpha-galactosyltransferase-like. Gene Ontology annotation, molecular function: alpha-1,4-N-acetylgalactosaminyltransferase activity. Gene Ontology annotation, biological process: glycosphingolipid biosynthetic process. NCBI's taxonomy places the organism in Eukaryota, Metazoa, Arthropoda, Insecta, Diptera, Drosophilidae. The record is from RefSeq and is a predicted model, not a curated record. Bases 11 to 1144 code for a protein of 377 amino acids. The transcript is spliced from 3 exons.
UCGUAACAACAUGUUGCAAUGCCAAAGAUCCAUUCGUGCUUUUCUCUUAAACAGCGGCAAAAUUCUACUACUUCCGGUUUUAUUAAUUAACGUGUUCAUAAUCGUCUUUAUGCUCAUUCGCAUAGAGAAGUCAAUAGUACAUGUGAAAAACUGUUAUAAGGAAGCGGUUACUAAUGGCCUGAGUUCCGUGAACUGGACUUCAAUUGAUGGAGCUGGACCAUCUCCCCUAGAGAAUGUAUUAUUUGCGGAAAAAAAACCGCGCCCGGGUCGCACGAUAUUCUUCUUGGAGACUAAUUGUGUCUGUGCAGAUCCGCAAUAUAAUUUGCUCGCUCUGAGGUCACGACAGGCUUGUACAAUUGAAUCGGCUGCACUACAUUAUCCAGAUUUAGAUGUUUUUGUUCUCUCGGUGUGUUCAAGUUACCGGAAACCAAGCGAUCCAAUAAUCAACACGCUUCUCAGCUAUACGAAUGUUCAUAUACGUCGAGUUAAUUUGUGGCAAUUUUCAGCAGAGACUCCAGUCGAGAAUUGGAUCAGGAGGGAAAAUCUAUUUGACUCAAGAUAUCUGAUGAACAAUAUAUCCAAUCUGCUUCGCUUGUUGGUUCUAUAUCGUUAUGGUGGCCUUUAUUUGGACAUGGAUAUGUUAGUGCUGCGCAGGUUUGAGAAUGAAUCGAUAAAUUUUUUGGGUGCUGAACCCAAUUUCAGUGUUGGGAAUAGUGUUAUCGGACUUAAGCCAUACGGAUUUGGACGCAAGCUUGCCGAACUAUUCCUGCUGGACUUUCAAAGAAAUUAUAAUGGCAACAUCUGGGCCCAAAAUGGACCCAGAAGUGUGUCCAGAGUGAUGUCAUAUGUUUGCAACACAAACAACAUUACUGUAAUGCAGCAGGAUCUUCUUCGUUGCCAAGGAAUUAAGAUUUUCCCAGUGAAAGACUUUUAUGAAAUUGCCGGUCAUGAGUUGCAGUAUUUCUUCGACCCAAAGUUUGCGAAUGCAACAAUGAAGCGAUUACAGAAUUCAUAUUUGACACAUAUAUGGAAUCACCAAAGUUCAAUGAAACCCCUUAAAGUUGAUUCUGAAGCCGGCUACAUUCAGUUGGCAGCUCAACAUUGCCCUGCAGUUUUAAAAGUCACUGAAAAGUGGUUCAAUUAAUCCUCAAUGGAACUUCUUAAUGCUUUUUCUCCCUUCUGUAUUGAGUUCGUUCAUUUAAUAGAAUAUACUGCUGCCAGUCCGAAUACAGUACCUGAAGAAUUUAGUCGAACAGAUAUCAUUCAAAGAUAAUUCAUAUCAUAAGAAAACGAAAUGUUUACCAAAUUGUAUGUAAAUUGAUUUUAGAUAAGAAGUUCAAAUACUUAUGUUGUGUAUUGUAUAUGUAUAUCUGGAUACAUUCUAGUUAACACAGCUGUUUCAAGUUCUUAUAUAGUUCCGCUAUAAGUAUGAAUAUUUAAGAAAGUUGAAUUGCGAUUUUAGUAUGUAAACUAUGUGUAAAAUAAACUUUAUAUAGAGUGAUCUAUACAAACGUAUACCCUCAAUCAUACAUUUGUUAGAAAUAUAACUACUGACCACUAA